Messenger RNA from Puma concolor (puma), 4398 nucleotides. It is a transcript of the gene SLC6A4, whose product is annotated as solute carrier family 6 member 4. NCBI's taxonomy places the organism in Eukaryota, Metazoa, Chordata, Mammalia, Carnivora, Felidae. The record is from RefSeq and is a predicted model, not a curated record. Gene Ontology annotation, cellular component: plasma membrane; synapse; neuron projection. Gene Ontology annotation, molecular function: serotonin binding; serotonin:sodium:chloride symporter activity. Gene Ontology annotation, biological process: serotonin uptake; amino acid transport; sodium ion transmembrane transport.
GUGCCUGGCCGUCUGGGGUCCAAACAGUUCCCUCCCCUCUAGGAGUGUAUCAUUUUGCUGGGACAGUAAGAUGGAUAUACAUGAGCCAGUGGAAAAAGAAGGUGACUUUCUAGGAAUGAGGUCUUUCUUUUGUGACCACAGACCUCAAGGAUGAGGGUGAUGAGCACACCAAGAGGAGACUGAGGGGAAACCUCCCACUACAAAGAGGCACACGUUAUCUUGAAGCUCCUGGAAGGGAAGAAAAGCCAAAGGAAGGAGCUCUCAAUCCCAUUGGUAUAAAGCUCUGAGGAGACCCACGCAUCUGAGCACUGAGGAUUCGGUUCGGGUCCUUGGCAGAUGGGUGUCAGUAUCAUCUCCUAGCCAGCAGGAUGGAUACCACGCCCUUAAAUUCCCAGAAGGAGCUGUCAGCCUGUAAGGAUAAAGACGAUUGUCAGGAAAAUGGAGUUCUACAGAAGGGUGUGCCUGUCCCCGAGGAUAAGGUGGAGUCUGGCCAAAUCUCCAAUGGGUACUCAGCAGUUCCAAGCCCUGGUGCAGAAGAUGACACUCAGCACUCCAUUCCGGCUGCCACCACCUCCCUAGUGGCUGAGGCUCAUCGAGGGGAACGGGAGACCUGGGGCAAGAAGAUGGAUUUCCUCCUCUCGGUCAUUGGCUAUGCCGUGGACCUGGGCAACGUCUGGCGCUUUCCUUACAUAUGUUACCAGAAUGGAGGGGGAGCGUUCCUCCUACCCUACACCAUCAUGGCUGUUUUUGGGGGGAUCCCGCUCUUCUACAUGGAGCUCGCACUAGGCCAAUACCACCGAAAUGGAUGCAUUUCGAUAUGGAGGAAAAUCUGCCCAAUUUUCAAAGGGAUCGGGUAUGCCAUCUGCAUCAUUGCCUUCUACAUCGCUUCCUACUACAACACCAUCAUGGCCUGGGCGCUCUACUACCUCAUCUCCUCCUUCACGGACCAGCUGCCCUGGACCAGCUGCAAGAACUCCUGGAACACUGGCAACUGCACCAACUACUUCUCCGAGGACAAUGUCACCUGGACGCUCCACUCAACAUCCCCUGCAGAAGAAUUUUACACGCGCCACAUCCUGCAGAUCCAUCGGUCUAAGGGACUUCAGGACUUGGGGGGCAUCAGCUGGCAGCUUGCUCUCUGCAUCAUGCUGAUCUUCACUGUGAUCUACUUCAGCAUCUGGAAAGGUGUCAAAACAUCUGGCAAGGUAGUGUGGGUGACAGCCACCUUCCCUUACAUCAUCCUUUCAGUCCUGCUGGUAAGAGGCGCCACCCUCCCCGGAGCCUGGAGGGGUAUUCUCUUCUACUUGAAACCCAACUGGCAGAAACUCCUGGAGACAGGGGUGUGGGUGGAUGCUGCCGCACAGAUCUUCUUUUCUCUUGGUCCUGGCUUUGGGGUCUUACUGGCUUUCGCUAGCUACAACAAAUUCAACAACAACUGUUACCAAGACGCCCUGGUGACCAGUGGGGUGAACUGCAUGACGAGCUUCGUUUCCGGAUUUGUCAUCUUCACGGUGCUCGGGUAUAUGGCAGAGAUGAGGAACGAAGAGGUGUCUGAGGUGGCUAAAGAUGCAGGCCCCAGCCUCCUCUUCAUCACAUAUGCAGAAGCCAUAGCCAACAUGCCAGCGUCCACAUUCUUUGCCAUCAUCUUCUUCCUGAUGCUAAUCACACUGGGCCUGGACAGCACCUUUGCAGGCUUGGAGGGGGUGAUCACAGCUGUGAUAGACGAGUUUCCGCACAUCUGGUCCGAGCGCCGAGAGUGGUUUGUGCUUGGUGUUGUCAUUACCUGCUUCUUCGGAUCCCUGGUCACCCUGACUUUUGGAGGGGCGUACGUGGUAAAGCUGCUGGAGGAAUAUGCCACAGGCCCUGCAGUGCUCACCGUUGUACUUAUAGAAGCAGUUGCUGUCUAUUGGUUUUACGGCAUCACUCAGUUCUGCAGUGAUGUGAAAGAAAUGCUUGGCUUCAGCCCUGGAUGGUUUUGGAAGAUCUGCUGGGUAGCCAUCAGCCCUCUGUUUCUCCUGUUCAUCAUUUGCAGUUUUUUGAUGAGCCCACCACAGCUACGACUUUUCCAAUAUAAUUAUCCUCAGUGGAGUAUCAUCCUGGGUUACUGCAUAGGAACCUCGUCUUUUAUCUGCAUCCCCACAUAUAUAACGUAUCGGCUGAUCAUCACUCCAGGGACAUUUAAAGAGCGUAUCAUUAAAGGUAUCACUCCCGAAACACCAACAGAAAUUCCCUAUGGGGACGUCCACUUGAACGCCAUAUAAAACACUUCAAUGAGAGGAAAAUGGCUUCCCAACAACCUCUCCUCUGGUUCUGACUAGUCAUGCCUCGCCUUCUCCCCUCUAAGUCAGAGUUUCCAGCUAAGCCUGACAAUGGAAGGGCCUUCUUCACGGAGAGACAGUCCCAAAGACUAUGGUGCCCAGACUGUAAUGGCCUCCAACUACUUCUUUCUGUGAAAUCUCCCUGACAUAUUACGUUAGCUCUGUGACAUAGCUGAACUGGAUUAUUUUGGAUGUGCAAGGGUGUGUAUGGAGGUGAUGAAAACCACCAUCUAGUCAGUUAGGAUUAGGUUUAGAAUCAAGUUUGUAAAAGUCUCAUGUAUCAUUUCUUGUUAUUAUCAUUGGUAUCUGACAUCCAUUUGCUUCUAAAGGUUUCACUGUCAUGAAUGCAUAAACCACGUAGGAGAAAACAGGGAUGCUGUUUUGCUAGCCAUAUAUUUUCUGAAUAGCAUAGAAUUCUGUAGCUGGAAUCUACUAGAACCCUUUAACCUGUGUGCUGCUGUGGAGUCAGGAGAGGAAGAUGUAGAAACUAAAUUCAAAAAUAAUGUAUACAUGUGAGCAUGUGUGUCUGUGUAUACUGUUGUUUCAGUGUAUCCUUAUCUCUAUUCCAAUACUUUGGGCCCAUUUCAAACUAUAUGAAUUUCCUUUAAUUUUUCUUACAUUAACAAAUUCCACCUACUCAAAUGUGUAUGUAUGUUAUUAUAAGGGUAUAACUGCUACACAUGUUCUGUCACCUUCUCCUUUUCCUAUGACACUACUGUAGCCACACACCUUCCUUUAUGGGUCAGUGUUCAGCGUUUGCUGCACUUCAUUGCCAUCUUCCUGUCUCUGCCAGCUAAACAUUCAGGAUAACAUUCCACAGGCAAAUCUGGCCUAUUUCAUCAGUGACUGUGGCUUGGCCGUGAACUGCUUUGAAGAUGGAUACUGACAAAUGCAUCUUCAGUGCUCAGUUAACUAUCUGGUUUAAGCUCUGUUUCAAAUGACUGGGUUACUUUGCUCUGUGAAGAGGAUAAGUGCAAUUCUUGCUUAUAGGAUAUAUAGGUCUGGCACCCUGACUAUAACCAAGGUCAUCCUUAGUCCAGAAGUAAUUGGAGACUUUGGGUUAGCCUUAAAUGGAACUCCCCCAACCCUUCCUGGUGACAAUCAGGACUGUGAGUCCUCCAGAUAAUUUCCCAAGAUUGAGUCUAAACUAAGUAAGGCUGAUUGGAAAAGGGUCAGUUAAAUGAGUAGCUUUUCAUUUCACAUAAAGCCUUUAAUACAUAUCAAGUGAACUUUACCUUUUGUGGCUUGUGACUCUCAGAUGUGUAAGUAAAGAAGCAAAUUCACCUUGUAUAAGAUUUCCUCAUCAAAAUCUUAAAGGGAAUAAAACCUAGUCAAUGAUAAAAGGACUCACUCAUCUAGCCCCAUAUCACUUCACUCCUCUAUAUAAAUCAAAUUUGAUUCUAACCUUAUAGAAAGAAAACCCAUAUAGCAGAGGCCUGGUUUUAUCCAAUUAUAGAUCUUCCUCUCUUGGCUUCCUUUCCCCAACAAUUUCUGCCCCAGACAUCUUCCUGUGUUCCCCCUACAUCCUUCUAUUUCUGAUUCUUUGCCUUUCUCAGCAGGAUAUUUUCCUUAUAGAUGUGAGCUGCUGAGAAGUUUCCCGAAAUAUUAGAGGAAAAGAGAAGAGGGAUUAAAAAAUGUCCCUCACUGACCUACCUUCAUUAUCUUCACUCUUUCCUUCCUUUAUGCUACCGUAUUUCCAUUUUCUUUGCUUUCUUUCAAGCUGAAAGGAGAGGGAUUGUAUAAGUGGCAGCGUAUUCAGUGGUAAAUAGCUUUGCAAAUUUUAAGAACUACUUUAUAAAGAUAUUCAGAUAUGGAUUCUUUCCAUCCCACACACACUUAUACAUGCUUCAAAGAUAUUAUUUUUUAAAAAGCACUUUUUCAAACAAUUAGAGUUGGCCAAGCCAGGUAUUGAGGGAAUUAUAUAGGCAUUUUGAAAUGUUGUCAGACUUCACUGGACUUAAAAACAAAAAACAAAAAACAAAAAACCUCUGUUCUGCAUAGUUUGCAUUUCCUUGAGCCCUAUUUAUCAGUACUACUAUGGAUUUUUUUUAAAGGAAAACGUAGAAGUAGGGAGAUGGAC